This is a messenger RNA of Osmerus eperlanus (European smelt), 6835 nucleotides long. RefSeq names its product anoctamin 8b (gene ano8b). The transcript is spliced from 19 exons. The record is from RefSeq and is a predicted model, not a curated record. NCBI's taxonomy places the organism in Eukaryota, Metazoa, Chordata, Actinopteri, Osmeriformes, Osmeridae. Bases 198 to 3716 code for a protein of 1172 amino acids.
CGGAGCGCUAUCAAUCUGCUCGCAUCCUGCUGCAACCAGGAUGAGCCGCCACGACAACCUUCACUUCAAUUUCACGUCCAUUUAACCCCUAUCUCUGACCCACUGGCCGGCCACGAUCCAUGCUUUGCCUAUUUGAGAUGCGAUAUCGUUCUCCCUUUUUCCGGAGAAUAUCGUCCGUUACUCCCCACUGAAAGAGCAUGCCCGAGACGGGGGCGGCAGCAGCAGCCGCCGCUGCAGCCGCAAGCAGCUCUACCGACAACACCGAAGGCUCGCGGCACCGACACCGAUCGCAAGGAGAGGGAGAAAAGACAGACCAAAGCAGUGCUCCCCAGCAAACAUCCUCCGGUGUAUUGGAUAAGUUGUUUGGGAAGCGGCUGUUGCAGGCUGGGAGGCACAUGAUGUCCCAGAAGUCUUGGAUGAAGACUGUGCCCACAGAGAACUGUGACGUGCUCAUGACCUUCGCAGACACGACUGACGACCACACGUUGCUAUGGCUACUGAACCACAUCCGCCUGGGAAUCCCCGAACUCAUCAUCCAGAUCCGCCAUCAUAAACACACGCGCGUCUACGCUUUCUUCGUCACGGCAACUUAUGAGAACCUGCUACGGGGCGCGGAGGAGAUGGGACUGAGGAAGGCUGUGAAGCCCGAGUUCGGCAGCGGAACACGGAGCUUCUCCUGUGAGGAGGACUACAUCUAUGACAACAUAGAGAGCGAGCUCUGCUUCUUCACGUCACAGGAGAGGCAGAGCAUCAUUAAGUACUGGCUUGACAAUCUACGUGCCAAACAUGGAGAGGUGCUCCACAACAUCAACUUCCUGGAGGGACAGCCAAUCAUCCCAGAGCUGAGUGCCCGAGGGGUGAUCCAGCAGGUGUUCCCCCUCCAUGAACCCCGCAUCCUGAGCCAGCUGAUGAAGUCCUGGGUCCAGGCCGUCUGUGAGAAACAGCCUCUGGAUGACAUCUGCGACUACUUUGGGGUGAAGAUAGCCAUGUACUUUGCCUGGCUGGGCUUCUACACAACCUCCAUGCUGUAUCCUGCUGUCAUCGGCUUUGUGCUGUGGCUGCUCACCGAGUCUGACCAGACGAGCCGGGACAUCUGCUGCGUGGUCUUCGCCCUCUUCAACGUGGUGUGGGCCACCCUGUUCCUGGAGCGCUGGAAGAGGAGAGGGGCGGAGCUGGCGUACAAGUGGGGCACGCUGGACACGCCCUCGGAGGCCCUGGAGGAACCCCGGACGCAGUUUAGGGGGGUAAAGCGCUGCAGUCCCAUCACGGGCUGCGAGGAGUUCUACUACCCUCCCUGGAGGAGGCGUGUGUUCCGCUGGCUGGUCAGCCUGCCCAUCUGUCUCCUCUGCCUGUGCUUCGUCUUCCUGGCCAUGCUCAUCUGCUUCGAGCUCCAGGAGUUUGUGAUGGGUAUCAAGGAGAUGCCUCGACUGGCUCGCUUCAUCCCCAAAAUCAUGCUGGCCAUCACUGUGACUGCGUGUGACGAGGUGUACAGGAAGAUCGCCUGCUGGCUCAACGACAUGGAAAACUACAGACUCCAGAGUGCCUAUGAGAAAAAUCUCAUCAUCAAAAUGGUUCUUUUUCAGUUUGUAAAUUCUUAUCUCAGCCUUUUCUACAUUGGUUUCUACCUCAAAGACAUGGAACGUCUGAAAGAGCUGUUGCUGGUGUUCUCACUGGGCCAGAGCCUGUUGAGGCAGUUCAAGGACAAUGUGCUGCCUGUCCUCUUCCUCAAGAUCCAGCUCUUCUUCCUCGUCACCGUACCCUGGGUCUUCCGUGCCCUCUUCAAGUCCAAAAUGCUGGCUACUCUACUCAUCAUCCGGCAGUUCCUCCAGAACGUGAAGGAGGUGCUUCAGCCUUACCUGUACGAGCGCCACAAGCUGGGCGAGCUCACCCUGCGCGGCGUCUGGGACCUGCUCCUGUCCGCGCUGCUCAAGUACGGGCGCCUGGCCGCAGGAAAGGCCCAGGCUUCACCCACCGACCAAGCCAUGCCAGGCCCGGGCCUCAGGGGCACCAGGCCCGGGGUGGGCCAGCCGGAACGCAGGGAGAAGAAGUGUCUGAACGGAGGGUGCGGCGUUCCGGACGAGGACGAGGGCGAGAGGGACGAGGGGGACAGCGGGCGCUUCAGCGAGGGUGAGGAGGAGAGCCUGAUCGACUGCGGGCUGAAGCUGAGGAAGGUGAGCUUCAUCGAGAAGGUGGACAGGAAGUCGUCCGGCCCCGCCGGCCCCCCGGCGAUUGAGGACAGCUUCCUGGAUGAGGGCAGCCCCACCAUGGUGGAGAAGGGGAUGGACCCCUCGUCCAUGUUCGAGAUGUGCGACGACGACGACGAAAACGGGGCCGCCGAGACCAAGGAGGCGCCGUCGGGGGGCGGGGCGGGCGAGGGCGUGGCCGCCGCCCCCCCGCUGCCUUCUGGGCCGGAGGGCGCGGUGUCGCUGCGGCACCGGCGGAGGGGGCGGAGCCAGGAGAGGGCGGACUCUAGGACCAAGAGGGAGUCGUGGAUCGACCCUCCGGAGGAGCACUGCAGCACCACCCUCACUCAGGCGGAGAUGGAGAGCUGCAUGCAGACCUACGAGGACACCUUCCAAGACUACCAGGAGAUGUUCGUGCAGUUCGGAUACGUGGUCCUCUUCUCGUCCGCGUUCCCCCUGGCUGCCAUGUGCGCCCUCAUCAACAACAUCAUCGAGAUCCGCAGCGACGCCUUCAAGCUGUGCACGGGCCUGCAGAGGCCGUUCGGCCUCAGGGUGGAGAGCAUCGGCCAAUGGCAGACAGCCAUGGAGGCAAUGGGGCUGAUCGCCAUCAUAGUGAACUGUUACCUGAUUGGUCAGUGUGGCCAGCUGCAACGCCUCUUCCCCUGGCUCAGUCCGGAGAUGGCCAUCAUCUCCAUCGUCAUCCUGGAGCAUUUUGCCAUCCUGCUGAAGUACGUAAUCCACGUGGCGAUCCCAGACAUCCCCAGCUGGGUGGGGGAAGAGAUGGCCAAGUUGGAGUACCAGCGCAGGGAGGCCUUCAAGAGGCACGAGCGCCAGGCCCAGCAGCACUACCAGCAGCUGCAGAGGAGGAAGAGGGAGGAGGAGGAGCGUCAGAGGCAGGCGGAGCACCAGGCGCGCCGGGAGAGGGAGCGGGACGAGGGGAAGGGGGAGUCCUCGGGUGAGCACCACCACGACAAGGGCCACGGCGGGAAGUCUCGCUCCGGCGGCGGAGGAGGGGGAGGAGGUGGGGGUUCGGACAAACCCAAGAGGCCCAGCUCUCUCCUGGCCAACAACAAUGUGAUGAAGCUGAAGCAGAUCAUCCCCCUGCAGAGCAAGUUCUCCUCGGGCACGGCGCGCUCCCCUCAGUCGCCCACGGGAAACGAGCCCAAACUCCCGGGGUUCCUAAGCUUCAAGUUCCUCAAGUCGCCUGAGAACAAGAAAGAGGCGGCGGCCGCCGCUGCCGCCGCCACGGCAACCAGCGCGGCGGCGGCGGCCGGGGCUGGCUCUCAGGAGCGGUCCCAGUCGCCCAGCAAGGCCUUCAACCCCGGAAAACUGUUCAACUUCGGGAAGUCCGAGGGCGGGCCCUGCGUGAACGGGGCUCAGGUGUCCAAACAGGGCGAGGGCUCGCAGGGCUCCGACAAGCAGCCCUCCAAGGCCGACCUGAACGGGGUACCUGACGAGUUCCCCUCACCCGGGGGAGAGGCCGCGGAGAACGGGGCCUCCACGGACUCUGACCCCGCCGGCUCUAAAGCCUAGUCCCCAGAGGCCCGGAGGACACUUCGGUGAGAGCACAGACAGAUGAGACGGAGGGGUUGACUGUGCGGGAAGGCCGGGCCUCUCUUCCAUGCUGCUGUCUUGUAAGGAGGCCCGGUGUCUGAGAGGGGAGCAGGACUGACGAGAUGUUGAGAUGUGGGGGGUCUGAUUCGUGCUGAGAGCCGUGAAGGCUUUACGAGGAAACUGCAACUCCCCUAAACAAGCCCCCACGCAAAUGCAACGGUGCAUCGCACACAUACCGUCGCAAAAACACACACAGACACACACACACACACAACCCCUAACUCUCACACGCACACACACACACACAUUCUAAUCCCCUUCUAUCUGCAAUACAUAUAGAAAUGCAUGAGCUGCGUUUCGGAUACUUUUCAAGCCUUUAAAGGGGGAGAACGGUUUUUUUGUUUUCUUUUGGCCGGAAAAUUGUAAGCACUUUGGAGGCUCACCGUGGCAACACGGUGAGCCUGGGCUUGAGGGAGGACAAACACACACGCACACACACCCAGCGUGAGAGAGAGAGUCACAGUUUUUUGUUGUUGUUUUUUUACAUCAAGUACAUUGUGAGGCCCCGCUCCUUCCACACAGCUGGGCGAUACCUUGCUUGUUUAUACCCUGGAGGGGGUCUGGUCCCCCGUGGCUUUUAUAUCUGAGCGGAGGAGCUGAGCAAUAUCAAUCGGUGUCAGUUUUAACACGAGCUCUGAUGCAAAACACGAGUGAGGUCAUUUUCAUCCACACCCUGCGACGCGGCGAGCGCCAGUCUCGUUCGACGCCCCCCGGUGAAGUGGCGGUAUCAGACGAGCGGCAUGAUGCAAAGGGGAGAGACGCAGGAGGGGAAAGAAGGAGACGAUGAAGAGGGAGGGAUUCGAUUCGACGCCCGAGGGAAGUGUGUUUGUCAGGCAGAGGAUAGUCACGCUACAGCGCAGUGAGCGUUCUUCUGACGGAGAGGCUCGCUUGUUACACCCUGGGCCCCGUUCAAGCCUGCAGAGGGCUUUGAAACGCGUUCAUUCAUUUAGCAAACGCGUUGGUCAAAGACGACAAACGAGGAGGGUGGGAUUUGAGCCUGCGAUCUCUUGAUAUAGCGGGUGAGAUCUCUGCUGUUGAGCUACUGCGUAUCCGUUCCCUCGAGGAACAGUCAGGAACGGCUCCGUAGACUGAUGAGCAGGGAGGACACUUGCACUACAACCCGCCGCGGUCUGGAACGAAUGACGUUUCAAAGUGUCUGUUUAACAGCGGGAGCGUCCAGUGUUUAUGCAGGCCCACUCCUUCCUUAGAUGGACCUACGGUGUGAAACGCUCCCGGUGUUAAAUGAACACUUUGAAAUGUGUUGUGAGGGAGCGAUAUGGGGCGCCACCAGCCAACCUCAUGGCCAAUGAAAAUGCUGCAUUUCUGUUCAUCACAAGGCACAAGAAGGUGCGGUUCAUCUCAGCUGUUCCCAGUAGGGGGCCGUCAUUAGGCUGGGAGGUCAUCUUUUUAUUCGUUUGACCUUUCAGUCUUUUUUUUAUGUUUGGGAUAGUUGCUUUUUUAUUGAAUUGUUUGAUUAAUUUACCAAAGCAGCUCCUCUCUAACAACUCUUGCUGUCUGUCUGAUUUGAACAAAAACUGAAAUCAUAGUUGUUGUUUUUGUCGUUGUUGUGUUAUUUAUUUUUGUAAUUCAGAACAGCCAGCAGGUAGAGUCAGCUGGAUAGCAGGCUUUGAGUUCUCUAAAACGGGGACUAGGGCCUCCAAAGUUAUGCGUUAGGAACAGUUUGUAGCCAGGACCAUUGCUUAGCAAUCUAUUGUCACUAAUGGGCUUCAGGUGGGUCACAGCACUAAUAACUUUACAUUACAGAGAGAUUUUGCUCAGUAGUAGUCAGAUCCAUGAACUAUGCAUCUCCACACCCAUCUUCCUGACAACAAUCUUUGCAAUAAUGAAGUGAAUGUGUGACUGUUUUACCUUGGCCCCACCCCCUUGUGGCCCCGCCCCCCUUGUGGCCCCGCCCCCCUUGUGGCGCCGCCCCCCUUGCCUGUAUGCAUCUCCGCCUUACCGUAACCCUGACCUACGCUGCUACCCAGCUUUAAACACAUGACCUCUCCACCUGACCUCUGACCUCCUGACCUGACCUCGCCACUCCUUGUGGAUGGGCUCUGCUGUUAAUAAUGGACAUCCCAUCUUGACUGUCUGUACAGGCCUAAUCUGACACGCGUCAGUCAUGUGUAAGACGAAACAAAUUGGAAAUCUAAGAAGGCCUACCUGACAUAUCUGUGAACUCUGUCUCACUCGAGCUCAACCAUCUCUUUCAUGGCUUCUCUUUUAAUGGAUUUGCAGAUAGGUGGCGAGAACCUCCAUCUUUUAUGUUGAACGGAUUGGCCGGCUGAAAACAAGAGAAGGGAACCUUUCACUGUUGUGUAUCCCAUCCAUGUGCUUCAGCAAAGAGGAAAAUUACCUCCAUUCACAAUGGUCCUAAGGGAGUAUUAAGCUGUGUAUACGCCAUAAGAGCAGUUAUUUUUCGUGGGAAUUCAUCAUGUUUGCCUCACUUUGAGCUUAUUAAAGUGAUUUGUUGAUUGAAAAAAAUCGUAGAGAAGCCGUGGAAAGUUACUUACGCCAAAUGAAUAGAACGUCUUUUUUAUGUUUGUCAAAAAUCUUUCUUGUUGGCUGUUGGACGUCAUCGGUUAAAUGUUUUCAGUUGCUCUCUGGACAAGUUGAGGUUUUCAUGAGAAGCAGACUGAAUCCAACUGUUUGUGUGUCUGCAAGGUAAACUGGGUUGUACAAGGGUUUAUUUAGUUGUUUACUUUGGGGGUUGGAGGCUGUUGUGGAUGAUUAAACCUAUGGGGAGGGGGGCUGGGGGUAAUUGUAGUGUUCAACCCACAGUCUGAUGAAUGGAUAUGUAGAAUUGAAAUGCACACCUGCAGUUGUAGAAUCCUUCUCCUUUCCUCCCAACUAAAAUGAAAACAUUCAUGAACAUCUCACUGAGAAACAAACGUCAUACGCUCUUCCAGUGUACCACUGUACAUCAAAAAAGAAAAAAUAUGAUAUUGGGAAAUGGGAUUAUUUAUUUCUUUUAAUUUAUUUUGUCAUAUUUUUGUAAGAUCUGAAAUAGAUAAUAAAACAAUUUAAAACUUUAA